This is a messenger RNA of Oryza brachyantha (malo sina), 747 nucleotides long. Its product is annotated as elongin-C. Gene Ontology annotation, molecular function: protein-macromolecule adaptor activity. The transcript has 3 exons. Gene Ontology annotation, biological process: ubiquitin-dependent protein catabolic process. Lineage: Eukaryota; Viridiplantae; Streptophyta; Magnoliopsida; Poales; Poaceae. The record is from RefSeq and is a predicted model, not a curated record. Gene Ontology annotation, cellular component: elongin complex. Bases 119 to 493 code for a protein of 124 amino acids.
GUGAUUAUCCUCCCUUCCUCCUGUCCGAACUAGCCUAGGGAGGAGGGGGAGGGGGAGGAGGAGGCACACGAUAGGGAAGGGGUCGGAUCCGCAAGGGAUCGAGGAGGAGGAAGGAAGGAUGCUGGGCAGCCGCAAGGGCGAGGCGCCGGGACACCACGCCAACCCCAAGGACGCUGACGACGACUCCACCGACGAAGCACCGCACGGCGUCGUCAAGCUAAUCAGCGCAGAAGGCUUCGAGUUCGUCGUCGACAAGAAGGCCGCCAUGGUCUCCAACACCCUCCGCAACAUGCUCACCUCGCCCGGCGGCUUCUCCGAGACGCGCGAGGGCGAGGUUAGGUUCCCCGAGAUCAGUACCCCCAUCCUCGAGAAGAUCUGCCAGUACUUCUACUGGUCGCUCCACUACUCCAGUGGGAAGGAGACAUCUGAGUUUCAAAUUGAACCUGAGAUAACUCUGGAGCUGAUGAUGGCUGCAAAUUAUUUGGACACCUGAUGAUGAGCUGGAAUUGUUUUAGUAGCAGCUUCUUCUUGUUAAUGAAUGAAUGAAGUGAUCUCUAAACAAGAGGACCGAGUGGAUCCCUUGUUUGCAUCCCAUUUGAGUGAUGUAAACAUUAGAGGAUGUAAUGGAUGUGUUGUGCUGUAAUGUGGUUGCGUAAGAAGGCAUCUCUCAUACUUUAGAUGGCAAUGCCCAUGUGUGCAAGUGGUCGGUUUUUCACAGGAAUAAUGGACAUCCAUCUCUGAUAUUCA